GGUUAGGUUAUGUUAUCAGUUGUCAAACUUGUCAAAACGCUAUUAUUGAUUGAUUAUUUACAAUUUUGCAUUCACAAAUAAUGUGGAUUUUAACUCAGAUGUAUUGAAAUAAGCAUAAAGCAUGUUACUAGAAGUAACAAAAAUGGAUAUAUUUGAAUGAAAUGUGGUACUGGAGCCCCUAAAAAUGGGUGCACCCGUGUUACUGUACAUGUACGACCUGUCAGAUGGCUGGUGCCGGAAUUUGGGGCCUUUGUGCCCCGUCAACGCUGUUUGGCACACCAGUAUUGUUUUGUAUGGCAAUGAAUAUGUUUUUGGUAGUACCGGUAUUAUAUUUCACAAGCCCGGAAAGCCUGACAAAAUUAUUGAACUUGGUGAAACAGAUAUAGCCCCGUUUGAUUUUAAAAUUUAUGUCAAAGAAUUGAAAUAUACGGAAUGGACUGGGACUUCAUAUGACCCUUUCAAGCACAACUGCAACCAUUUUACCGAUCACAUUGCCAGGUUUUUAGGCGUGGGGCCAAUUCCUGAGUGUGUUUUUACCUCAGUUGACAAGCUACGCGAGUCACCUUUCUAUUCGAAGAUCGUAGAUUGGGUCACAAAAAAUGGGCAAAACCAACAGAAAUAAACAGUUUUAAUAAUUAUUGCUUCCAAAAUACCGAAGGAUUAUUCAAAAUAAAUUUUACUAUUUAUUCAU
Messenger RNA from Tribolium madens (black flour beetle), 691 nucleotides. RefSeq names its product desumoylating isopeptidase 1-like. The record is from RefSeq and is a predicted model, not a curated record. The transcript is spliced from 4 exons. Gene Ontology annotation, biological process: protein modification by small protein removal. NCBI's taxonomy places the organism in Eukaryota, Metazoa, Arthropoda, Insecta, Coleoptera, Tenebrionidae. Gene Ontology annotation, molecular function: peptidase activity. The coding region runs from base 185 to 622 and encodes 145 amino acids.